GCAUGUUAUUUGAACAAAGGAUGCUAAUUAAUAUUACAAGAUCCUGUGGAUAUGACACCGUGAUUAAUCAGCUCUUCUUUGUGUGACACAGAUCUCCAGAUGGACUUUACAUUGCAAUUCAUUGAUUUAAAGAAGAUUUAAAAAUGGCUCUUGGAGUGAAAGAGGAAAAAACAACACAGAAAAGAAGAUCUGAAUGUUUUAAUCUGAGUUUUAUUUUUCUCUUGCUGAAUAUUAGCAGUUUUGUUGUUCCAGUCACAGGAUUUUAUAUGAAGUCCUGCCAUAUCAGUUACGAAAACGCCAUAUGUACCAAGAGUAAUCUCAAUACGAUUCCUGAAGAUAUUCCCAAAACGGUGAAAGGUUUUGCCCUGUCUGGGAACAAAAUUUCCAAAAUACAAGCAUCAAAUUUAAAAGAAUUCUCUGUUUUGACGCAGUUAGACCUAAACCGAAACUUAAUUUCGCAUAUUGAGGAAGGCGCCUUUGCCGAUCUGAUUUCCCUCAAGAAAUUAAAUCUAAAUAAUAACAAGCUUGUUAAACUUGAAGAUAAUAUUUUUCACGGUUUGAGCAACCUCACCGAGCUCAGGAUCAACAGUAAUUACAUCAAGUCGGUGGCAUCCACCUCUUUUAAGUCCUUGACAAGCUUGACGUUUUUGGACAUCUCCAACAACAAACUGCGCAACUUGACAAAAGUUCCCACUAUAUUACAGCAUCUGCCAAAUCUACGGGAGCUGUCAUUGGGAAAUAACAACAUUACCAAUUUUUCUUCGUGGGAACUGACUAAUAGCUCGCUAAAACUCACUGCCCUUGAUUUGUCUAUAAAUCCCAUUGCUGUCUUCAGGAUCACCGCAGAUGUUUUUCCAAAUCUCACCUGGUUGAAAUUCGGCUUCCCUUCCUCAAAGGUACAAAUUAAAUGGGACAUUCGUAACAAGACUUUUUUUAGUAGAGUGUCUACUCUUGAUAUUAGUGGGCUUCAAAUCGAUAACGAUGCCAUGAAAACAGUACGAGAGAACUUCAACCCCUCACUGACUUCUCUGAGGAUGAAUGGAAUGAAACAUACAUACCUUACUAAACUAAUCAACGUUUCCUGCUCCAUCCCAACAGUGUCCACACUCCAACUCAGACGUAACAACCUACGUUUUGUCAAUGCACAAUUCUUCCAGUUGUGUAUUAACAUAACAGAGAUAGAUUUAGCCGGAAAUAAGAUACGAAAUAUCAGUGAUGAGGCCUUCAGAUCUGUACAAGGUUUAAAGAUCUUGAGUCUGACUCAAAACAAACUUCUAUCCGUUCCAGUUGCCAUAAGGAAUCUACCAUCUCUCGAAGAGCUGGAUCUCAGCAAGAAUGACAUCAAAACACUUGAAUGCAACGAUUUCGCCAAUCUUACAAAGCUCAGGCAUCUCAGCCUUCAUCAGACUUCAAUCUCAGCUCUCAAAGAGUGCGUCUUCAGGGAUUUGGUACAAUUGCAAGUUUUAAAGUUACAGAACAACAGCAUCUCCAAAUUAGAUGGAGCUUUUAAAAGCUCCCUGCCAAAUCUAAAACAACUGCGUUUGAAUCUGAAUAAACUCACCGCCAUUAAACACUCGGAAUUUGCAGGCUUGCAGGCACUCCAAAACUUGUCAUUAAAUGACAAUCAAAUCAGUAAACUUGAAAAUGGGUCUUUUUUCGGCUUAAGGAAUCUAACCGAUAUUCAGCUGAAUGGGAAUAGAAUAGAUGAAAAGGGACUACUCAAAGGUUUUUUCGAUGAUCUGAUCAAUUUAAAAUCAUUGGAUUUGAGGGACAAUGAAAUUAAAUUCAAAAAGUGUGUAGCUUUGCCUUACCCACCAUUUUCUAAGCUGUCCCGUCUGGAGACGUUGGUGUUUACUGGAAAUUACCGCAGGGUGAAGUCCCUGCUGCCUUCCAACUUCCUCCAAGGUUUGACAAAUCUUUUGGUUUUCAGAGCCAGGAACGCUCAACUUUUAUCCUUGCACAAAGACACGUUUAGUUACACACCGCGACUGCAAACACUUGACAUUAGCACAAAUGACCUCACAAAUCUCUCUCCCGAGUUGUUUUACCCAAUCCGAGGCCUUGAAAGCCUCUACAUAUCCAAAACAAGCCUUCAGUCUCUGGAUUUCUUUAUAGAAGCAAACCUUUCUAAGCUGGAGUUCCUGCAGGCAAGAAGGAAUCAACAUUCAGUUUUCAGUGAGGAAGUUAUAGAGUCCCUUCCGGCUCUCGUUUACCUCGACCUGCAAGGCAAUAGCUUCACCUGUGACUGUGAUAACGCCUGGUUCCUCCGUUGGGCAGAUACCAACAAUCAAACGCAAGUUUAUGACGCCUACAACUUUGCGUGCAACUAUCCUUCAGACCUUAAAGGUAGUAAACUGUUGGACCUAGACGUGCAUUCCUGCACAGUGGACACUGAGUUUAUCUACUUUAUCUCCACCACAUGCAUGGUCCUCCUGUUCAUGUUGGUGUCCUUCACCUACCAUUUCCUGAGGUGGCAGCUGGCCUACGCCUACUACCUCUUUCUGGCUUUGCUCUUUGACACAAAGCAUAAAAACAAGCAAGCUCCCAAUCAGUACGACGCCUUCGUCUCCUACAACACCCAUGAUGAGCCCUGGGUCAUCAGGGACCUGUUGCCAAAGCUGGAAGGGGAGCAGGGCUGGAGAUUGUGUCUGCACCAUCGAGACUUCGAGCCAGGAAAACCCAUCAUAGACAACAUCACAGAUGCCAUCUAUGGAAGCAGGAAGACCAUCUGUGUGAUCAGUCGCAGGUAUCUGGAGAGCGAGUGGUGCUCCAGAGAGAUCCAGGUGGCCAGCUUCCGUCUGUUCGAUGAGCAGAAGGACGUGCUGAUCCUGGUGUUUCUGGAGGACAUCCCCAUCGCUCAGCUGUCUCCUUACUACCGCAUGAGGAAGCUGCUGAAGAGGCGGACCUACCUGAGCUGGCCUCGAGCCGGGGAGCACCCCGAGCUGUUCUGGGAGAAACUCCGCCAGGCUCUGAAGACCGGAGAAGACCUCGGUGAAGACAAUUUCCUCCUCAAUAUGGUGGACAUACCUAAAGAAGAUUUAAAAAUGGCUCUUGAAGUGAAAGAGGAAAAAACAACACAGAAAAGAAGAUCUGAAUGUUUUAAUCUGAGUUUUAUUUUUCUCUUGCUGAAUAUUAGCAGUUUUGUUGUUCCAGUCACAGGAUUUUAUAUGAAGUCCUGCCAUAUCAGUUACGAAAACGCCAUAUGUACCAGGAGUAAUCUCACUACGAUUCCUGAAGAUAUUCCCAAAACGGUGAAAGGUUUUGCCUUGUCUGGGAACAAAAUUUCCAAAAUACAAGCAUCAAAUUUAAAAGAAUUCUCUGUUUUGACGCAGUUAGACCUAAACCGAAACUUAAUUUCGCAGAUUGAGGAAGGCGCCUUUGCCGAUCUGAUUUCCCUCAAGAAAUUAAAUCUAAAUAAUAACAAGCUUGUUAACCUUGAAGAUAAUAUUUUUCAUGGUUUGAGCAACCUCACCGAGCUCAGGAUCAACAGUAAUUACAUCAAGUUGGUGGCAUCCACCUCUUUUAAGUCCUUGACAAGAUUGACGUUUUUGGACAUCUCCAACAACAAACUGCGCAACUUGACAAAAGUUCCCACUAUAUUACAGCAUCUGCCAAAUCUACGGGAGCUGUCAUUGGGAAAUAACAACAUUACCAAUUUUUCUUCGUGGGAACUGACUAAUAGCUCGCUAAAACUCACUGCCCUUGAUUUGUCUAUAAAUCCCAUUGCUGUCUUCAGGAUCACCGCAGAUGUUUUUCCAAAUCUCACCUGGUUGAAAUUCGGCUUCCCUUCCUCAAAGGUACAAAUUAAAUGGGACAUUCGUAACAAGACUUUUUUUAGUACAGUGUCUACUCUUGAUAUUAGUGGGCUUCAAAUCGAUAACGAUGCCAUGAAAACAGUACGAGAGAACUUCAACCCCUCACUGACUUCGCUGAGGAUGAAUGGAAUGAAACAUACAUACCUUACUAAACUAAUCAACGUUUCCUGCUCCAUCCCAACAGUGUCCACACUCCAAUUCAGACGUAACAACCUACGUUUUCUCAAUGCACAAUUCUUCCAGUUGUGUAUUAACAUAACAGAGAUAGAUUUAGCCGGAAAUAAGAUACGAAAUAUCAGUGAUGAGGCCUUCAGAUCUGUACAAGGUUUAAAGAUCUUGAGUCUGACUCAAAACAAACUUCUAUCCGUUCCAGUUGCCAUAAGGAAUCUACCAUCUCUCGAAGAGCUGGAUCUCAGCAAGAAUGACAUCAAAACACUUGAAUGCAACGAUUUCGCCAAUCUUACAAAGCUCAGGCAUCUCAGCCUUCAUCAGACUUCAAUCUCAGCUCUCAAAGAGUGCGUCUUCAGGGAUUUGGUACAAUUGCAAGUUUUAAAGUUACAGAACAACAGCAUCUCCAAAUUAGAUGGAGCUUUUAAAAGCUCCCUGCCAAAUCUAAAACAACUGCGUUUGAGUUUAAAUAAACUCACCGCCAUUAAACGCUUGGAAUUUGCAGGCUUGCAGACACUCCAAAACCUGUCAUUAAAUGGCAAUCAAAUCAGUAAACUUGAAAAUGGGUCUUUUUUCGGCUUAAGGAAUCUAACCGAUAUUCAGCUGAAUGGGAAUAGAAUAGAUGAAAAGGGACUACUCAAAGGUUUUUUCGAUGAUCUGAUCAAUUUAAAAUCAUUGGAUUUGAGGGACAAUAAAAUUAAAUUCAAAGAGAGUGUAGCUUUGCCUUACCCACCAUUUUCUAAGCUGUCCCGUCUGGAGACGUUGGUGUUUACUGGAAAUUUCCGCAGGGGGAAGUCCCUGCUGCCUUCCAACUUCCUCCAAGGUUUGACAAAUCUUUUGGUUUUCAGAGCCAGGAACGCUCAACUUUUAUCCUUGCACAAAGACACGUUUAGUUACACACCGCGACUGCAAAAUCUUGACAUUAGCGUAAAUGACCUCACAAAUCUCUCUCCCGAGUUGUUUUACCCAAUCCAAGGCCUUGAAAGCCUCUACAUAUCCAAAACAAGCCUUCAGUCUCUGGAUUUCUUUAUAGAAGCAAACCUUUCUAAGCUGGUGUUCCUGCAGGCAAGAAGGAAUCAACAUUCAGUUUUCAGUGAGGAAGUUAUAGAGUCCCUUCCGGCUCUCGUUUACCUCGACCUGCAAGGCAAUAGCUUCACCUGUGACUGUGAUAACGCCUGGUUCCUCCGUUGGGCAGAUACCAACAAUCAAACGCAAGUUUAUGACGCCUACAACUUUGCGUGCAACUAUCCUUCAGACCUUAAAGGUAGUAAACUGUUGGACCUAGACGUGCGUUCCUGCACAGUGGACACUGAGUUCAUCUACUUUAUCUCCACCACAUGCAUGGUCCUCCUGUUCAUGUUGGUGUCCUUCACCUACCAUUUCCUGAGGUGGCAGCUGGCCUACGCCUACUACCUCUUUCUGGCUUUGCUCUUUGACACAAAGCAUAAAAACAAGCAAGCUCCCAAUCAGUACGACGCCUUCGUCUCCUACAACACCCAUGAUGAGCCCUGGGUCAUCAGGGACCUGUUGCCAAAGCUGGAAGGGGAGCAGGGCUGGAGAUUGUGUCUGCACCAUCGAGACUUCGAGCCAGGAAAACCCAUCAUAGACAACAUCACAGAUGCCAUCUAUGGAAGCAGGAAGACCAUCUGUGUGAUCAGUCGCAGGUAUCUGGAGAGCGAGUGGUGCUCCAGAGAGAUCCAGGUGGCCAGCUUCCGUCUGUUCGAUGAGCAGAAGGACGUGCUGAUCCUGGUGUUUCUGGAGGACAUCCCCAUCGAUCAGCUGUCUCCUUACUACCGCAUGAGGAAGCUGCUGAAGAGGCGGACCUACCUGAGCUGGCCUCGAGCCGGGGAGCACCCCGAGCUGUUCUGGGAGAAACUCCGCCAGGCUCUGAAGACCGGAGAAGACCUCGGUGAAGACAGUUUCCUCCUCAAUAUGGUGGACAUACGGAGAUGAAAAGGAAAAACAAUCAACAAGGUUUACAGAAAGUGUAUUUCAAUGGAGUCUUCUUGGAAUCUGUUGGGUUGUUUUACCACAAAAUUGCCAUAAAGUGUAUCUGAGGGAGGCUACUGGUAUUACAAUGUAAUACCAACUUGAUCAGCUGAUCCAACUGGUCUCACUGAAAUGGAAAAUGAGGAGUCAGAACUUGAACAGUUCCCAUUCAACCAAACUGGAAGACCAACUUAUGACUAAGUAUGAGUGAAAUUAGUUUUUCCAUCAUGAGCUUCUCUAAUGGGGCGGUGAACUGGUAAUGACAGAUGAUGUUGUAAAUACUAUAUAGAAUAGAAUAAAAGACUGUGGUCUAGCAAAAAAGUAGAGAACUGACUUUUUAAACUAGAAAAUGAUACUACCACACUUUUAACCUGCAACAGUUUAACCUGCAAAACAUGUUGCCACAUUGUCAUGAUUACUUAUAUUGUAUAUAUGGUCAUUUUCAGUAUUUUGAAAUGUAGAAACUGGCCGGAAACCAGUAACAAUGUUGCUCGGAAACCUUGCUCAAGGAAUUUGUAAAAAUGUAUAUUCUGAAAAGCUUUACAUUGACUAUGGAGAAAAAAUGCAUAAAGUCUGUAUUAAUCUGCAACCAGCAGCACACAAUCUUGUUAAUUUUUAGGCUUUUUAUAUUCUAAAUGUUAAACUCGUGUUUGUUUGAGCCCUAGACCUAAUUGAACUCAUGCCUUGCAGUCAAGCUUAGUUCGAACCCACAUUACUUUAUUUUCCCCAAAGUUUCCAAAUAAACCAAAUCUGUGGAGUUACAUUUGGGGGAAAUGUGAUGCAAAAUACAUCAUGUUAUUUUGAUGUUUUCAAUAAAUUAAGAUGAUACAAAACAUAAAUGAUAAACUGAGACUAGGUCCAAUAAGUUGAUUUUAACAGCUAUUAAACUAUUUAUAGUAAAAAAAAAUAAAAAUAAAAAAUGCUUUAACUAUAACUUCUCAUCUGACAUGCAUUUCAUUUAUUGGUUCAUUUAUUGGUUUAUUUAAGAUAAGGACAGUGUCCAAUAAAUGCAUUGUACCAGAUAGCUCUGGAAUUAUUGAUAUUUUUUUUUUAUUACAACUGUACUACAUUAUCAGAGCCAGACAACCAAUGUCUUCUUUUGGGUAAAACUUUGUUAAAUUGCCUAAUAUCUAAUGCAUCAUUUUUUAACUCCAUCCUCUUGUCAUCAUAAUAUUUAUAUUAUAUUACGUUGAAUGCAUAUUUCAAAGUGCUAAUCUUGAUUUUCACUGUAAUUGAAAUUCUGACUUUUGAUUGACUAAUCACUGUAAAAUAAGAUGAAAUGUUUAAUGUGCAGCAUAUAUGAUGAUUUUAUGACAUUUUUUAAUUAUUCGUUCUAUCGAGAUAAAAUUAAACCCUCAUUGAUCAAAUUUUAAGUCAUUUUUCAAAUAUAUUAAUUGAAAAGGUUGUAAUAAAGGUAUGAAAUGUGUUGACAUGGUGCAUGUAGUGAAACUCAAAGACAGACACAUGUAUUAUCAAACAACUAUUUUAAUAAAUUAUAAGCAAAACUU
This is a messenger RNA of Anoplopoma fimbria (sablefish), 7480 nucleotides long. RefSeq lists its product as uncharacterized. Bases 144 to 5936 code for a protein of 1930 amino acids. Gene Ontology annotation, biological process: immune response; toll-like receptor signaling pathway; inflammatory response. Lineage: Eukaryota; Metazoa; Chordata; Actinopteri; Perciformes; Anoplopomatidae. The record is from RefSeq and is a predicted model, not a curated record. Gene Ontology annotation, molecular function: transmembrane signaling receptor activity; protein binding. The transcript is spliced from 7 exons. Gene Ontology annotation, cellular component: membrane.